Colossoma macropomum (tambaqui) is the source of this 1828-nucleotide messenger RNA. It is a transcript of the gene tmem9b, whose product is annotated as TMEM9 domain family, member B. The record is from RefSeq and is a predicted model, not a curated record. Gene Ontology annotation, biological process: positive regulation of canonical NF-kappaB signal transduction. Bases 361 to 939 code for a protein of 192 amino acids. The transcript is spliced from 5 exons. Lineage: Eukaryota; Metazoa; Chordata; Actinopteri; Characiformes; Serrasalmidae. Gene Ontology annotation, cellular component: lysosomal membrane.
ACUCAGACCCGGAUUUUUCUGUAAAGCUGCUUUGCGACAGCACCUGUUAUAAAAAGCGCUGUGUAAAUAAACUUUGACUCGACUCGAGUUUCUCUUUAACUCGAGUUCCGCUCAUUUGCGGGCCUCUUGGUUCCCACUGACUGGUUUCCGAGGGGAAGGUGUGUCUUGCGCGCAGGCUAAUGAUGGUCAGCUGAUCUUUGCGGAAGAACAGCUUCAGCCAGCUAACAGCGCGUUGCUGGUUUGGAUCCGAAACAGAACCGAGCGACUAUCUUAGAUAAACGUCUGUUUUGCAGCCACUUCUCACCGAGUCGAGGCGCCCAUUUUAUCGCUCGACUUCGCUGCCGGUGCUGGAAGCGGACCAUGCCGCCGCAGAGCCGAAGGGGCGCCGCCGGUUUGACGGUGGUUUGUCUCUGUUUGAUGUUGUCCGCACAGAAAGCAGAAGCCAAGAAAUCCGAGGAUAUCCGGUGUAAAUGCAUCUGCCCACCUUAUAAAGACAUCGAGGGGCAGAUCUACAAUCAGAACGUUUCACUGAAGGAUUGCAACUGCCUCCAUGUUGUGGAGCCGAUGCCAGUUGAGGGGAAAGACGUGGAGGCUUACUGUCUGCGCUGUGAGUGCAAGUAUGAGGAGAGAAGUUCUGGAACUAUUAAAGCAACUAUCAUUAUUUACCUGUCUGUGCUGGGGCUGCUCCUGCUGUACAUGGUUUAUUUGACUUUGCUCGAGCCCAUGCUGAAGAGGCGCUUGUUCGGCCACUCGCAGCUCAUCCAGAGUGAAGACGAUGUCGGGGACCAGCAGCCGUUCGCUAACGCCCAUGAUGUGCUGUCUCACUCACGCUCUCGUCCCAAUAUGCUGAAUAAAGUGGAGCAUGCUCAGCAGCGCUGGAGGAGGCAGGUCCAGGAACAGCGCAAGUCUGUCUUCGACCGGCAUGUGGUGCUCAGCUAAAAGCUCUCCCCCUCCUGGACUUUAUCAUACAGGGCGCUGUCACUGUGCCGAGGGCUGGGUCUUCCCCCCUGUUGUCCAGUGCUCACUCCAGCCUGCCCGUACCGGUGCAGUGCCCCUCUUUAAAACAUGCAUUCACCUGUCUCUGUGUUUCUGUGUAGGGUAAACGACUGGUUCAUUGUGAUGUUUGUUCCAAGACAUCCGGUGUGAAAUUCUGCCACUUAGCAUUUAUGCAGUUUGGUUAAAUUUUUACUUAAUGGAGGAGAAAAUAUGCAUGGCAUUAUGUACUCCUAUUAACGGAAAACGUUUACUACUGAUGCAGAUCAGUCCCACCUGAAUACGGAGGUAGAAGUGCCAAUUUACAUGCUGAUAUGAUCCCCUUAUGCAGCUGACUCUGUUUUUUUACAUGAACACGGUUAACAUUUGUUUAAGCUAAAAAACUCUGGACACUGAAAAACUCGCGCUUUACAUUAUCAGUGAGCACUGCGGAUUAUUUCGUUAAAUAAUUAAUGGUCCCCAUCUUCAUACAUAAACCCUUCGCUUACUAAUACGGUAAGCAAGUCAUUCUUGGCUAAGUUCUCGUUUCAGGCAGGUCGUGAUUCCCAUCUUGUCUUCAUUUUUAAAUUGCAGUCUUAGUUUCUUAUGAAUCAUAUAAUUAACAAUAUUAGAAAUGUGAUCUACAUUUUCACCUUUUGUCUAGCUGAAGUGAACUGUGCUCAUACUAAUUAUUAAGGACAGUAUUGCAUCUGCAUUUCUGUUGAAGGAAGACGUCAUUCAGUUCAGAGUUUGUGUUGGAUAAACUUUUGAGAUUUCAUGAUGUGAUGGAAAGAAAUGUUUAUGUUGUAUCGGUGAUACUUUCUAAUUUUCAAUACAGUUCUGUGUAAUUUAUGGA